AUGUCGCCGCCGGCGGUGGUAACGGAGGAGGACGGUCUGAGCAAGGUGUCUUCGACCGUAGCGUCUGGUUCUUCGCAGUCCUUGGAUUGUUUCUCUCAGAAUGGGGCUGGAUUGAAAGAAAGGAAUUACUUAGGGUUGUCUGAUUGCUCAUCAGUGGAUAGCUGUGCUUCGACUGUGCCAGUCUUGUGUGUUGAGAAAAAGGAGAACAUGAAUUUGAAGGCUACGGAGUUGAGGCUAGGUCUUCCCGGGUCACAGUCACCUGAAAGGGAUCCGGAUCUGUUCUCUUUAAGCUUAGCAAAGCUUGAUGAGAAGCCUCUGUUCCCUUUGGUUCCUACUAAAGAUGGGAUUUGCUUGUCGUCCCAGAAAACCGUUGUUUCCGGCAACAAGAGAGGUUUUGCUGAUACCAUGGAUGGUUUUUCUCAGGGAAAGUUUACUGGUAAUACAGGAAUGAACGCAAUGCUAUCACCUAGGCCUUCUGGAGCUCAGCCUUCUGCAAUGAAAGAAAUGCCAAGCAAGUUGCAAGAACGCCCUUGUUCGGACAAUAAUGGAACUGGUCAUAACCAUACAGGUGCUUCGAUAAGUGGCAGUGCACCGGCUUCUAAGGCACAGGUUGUUGGUUGGCCUCCUAUAAGAUCAUUUAGGAAAAACUCCAUGGCCACCACCUCCAACAAGAACAAUGAUGAAGUAGAUGGAAAACCAGGUGUUGGCGCACUCUUUGUGAAGGUCAGCAUGGAUGGUGCUCCCUAUCUUAGGAAGGUAGAUCUAAGAAGUUAUACAACAUAUCAAGAACUAUCUUCUGCACUUGAGAAGAUGUUCAGCUGUUUUACCUUAGGUCAGUGUGGUUCUCAUGGAGCUCCAGGAAGAGAAAUGUUGAGUGAGAGUAAGCUGAGGGAUCUUCUGCAUGGUUCAGAGUAUGUUCUCACUUAUGAAGAUAAAGAUGGAGACUGGAUGCUUGUAGGGGAUGUACCGUGGGAAAUGUUCACUGACACUUGCAAAAGGCUGAAAAUUAUGAAGGGUUCUGAUGCCAUUGGCUUAGCUCCCAGGGCCAUGGAAAAGUCCAAAAGCAGGAGUUAG
This is a messenger RNA of Sphenostylis stenocarpa, 1074 nucleotides long. NCBI's taxonomy places the organism in Eukaryota, Viridiplantae, Streptophyta, Magnoliopsida, Fabales, Fabaceae. The record is from the annotation of a GenBank genome assembly.